Messenger RNA from Cynoglossus semilaevis (tongue sole), 7012 nucleotides. RefSeq names its product sterile alpha motif domain containing 4B (gene samd4b). The transcript has 13 exons. Gene Ontology annotation, cellular component: P-body. Gene Ontology annotation, biological process: regulation of mRNA stability; nuclear-transcribed mRNA poly(A) tail shortening; negative regulation of translation. Bases 626 to 2665 code for a protein of 679 amino acids. NCBI's taxonomy places the organism in Eukaryota, Metazoa, Chordata, Actinopteri, Pleuronectiformes, Cynoglossidae. Gene Ontology annotation, molecular function: translation repressor activity; protein binding; mRNA binding. The record is from RefSeq and is a predicted model, not a curated record.
AGGGUUGUUACGUAUGAUGUCAAGCUCGCGUCAUACGUCAUCUCAAACUCGAACUAGCUCUAUCUGCACAGGCAUACUGUAGUGAUUUCCUUUAUCGAGGCAAAAAUCGAGAUCCCAUUUUUUCGCUAUGGUGUAUAUGACACCUCAGCCGCGUGUCGCAAAAAGGAAUACCCUUAACGGAACGUCAUUGUCACACGCGUGAUCUAAAUCUACGCUUCUUUCAGCCAAGCUAAGUGUCAUUAGCGUCUGCUAGCGGCCAAAAGCUAACUUUGCGUUAGCACUUUAGCCUGGCUCGCUAACCAGUGACAACCAACAAAGAUUCUGAAAAUCCUGGAAGAUGUGAUCUUGGAAUUACAGCAGUGAAGACAAUCUCAUUAUCACCGUUACCAACCAGCAGAGUCUUAAGCUUCUGUUUCAUUCAUUAGACAACUUUUCAGCAUUCAACGUGCGAUUUAGGUGGACAGUGUUCUCUGCACCUGAACCAUGUGAGGCCCCCUCAGUCCAGUCUGAGGGGAUCCCAGGACUGUUCGUGCAACCCUGCUGUGCGGGGUUGGACUGAUCCAGUUUGUGCUUGACAGAAAGAGUGGUUUUUUUCAGUUGCCCCCCUCAACUGAGGAUAAACGCCAUGAUGUUCCGAGACCAGGUGUCUGUCCUCACAGAUUGGUUUAAGGGCUGGAACGAGUGUGAACAGACGGUGGCACUGUUGUCCCUUCUGAAGCGGGUGUCGCGCACCCAGGCUCGCUUUUUGCACAUCUGCCUUGAACACUGGCUAGCAGACUGCACAGAGAUCCAUAUCCUUGAAGCUGAGGCCAACAACGCAGCAAUUGUCAGUCAGUGGCACCAAGAGUCAAAAGAGAAGGUAGUUUCCUUGCUGCUGUCCCAUCUGCCGCUAUUGCAGCCACGCAACAGCGAAGCCAAAUGUGAGUAUAUGAAGCUGCUGCAGAAAGUGUUGAGUCACACCAUUGAGAGCAGCCUAUUUGUGGAAGAAAGCAGACAGCUGCUGUCCUACGCCCUUAUCCACCCUGCCACCACUCUGGACGACCGCACCUCUCUGGCUAUGUGGUUAAACCACCUUGAAGAACACUUAUCAAGUGGCUAUACGCCACGGGCCCCCUCCAGCCCUUACCACCCACGCCAAGGCUCAGAUGAAUGGCCGAGCUCCGCUGAAGCUUUGGACCCAGGCCAUGCCUGGCAAGACAAGUCCCCAUCCUCCAGCACGUCUCCAGCAGGCCAGAACGGACACAUGCCGUUCCCAGGUGGGAUGUCCUCUCCCAUCAACAGCAAUAACCCAGGUCUGACAGGGCAGAUGCAGCCAAGCCCUUUAAAGUCUAUGUCCACUAUUCCCUCUAGUCCACAAGCUUGUGGCUCUGAGUGGCUCAGUCAGGAUGACCCAGGAGGACGGCAGAACUUCCUUCCAACUGAUCAUGCGCCUCUCUCACCUCAAAGCAGCGUAGCUUCAUCAGGCAGUGAGCAGACAGAAGAACAGGGAUCCACUCGUAACACUUUCCAGGAGGAUGGCAGCGGCAUGAAAGAUGUUCCUGCAUGGUUAAAAAGUCUGCGCCUUCAUAAGUAUGCAUCGCUUUUCUCCCAGAUGACCUACGAAGAGAUGAUGAUUCUCACAGAGCAGCACCUUGAGUCACAGAAUGUCACUAAAGGAGCACGACAUAAAAUUGCCCUAAGUAUUCAGAAGCUGCGGGAAAGGCAGAGUGUGCUUAAAUCUCUAGAAAAGGAAUGUCUUGUCUUUUGCCAGGAUAUUUUGGAAGGAGGAAACCUUCGUAAUGCCCUUCAGGAGCUUCAGCAGAUCAUCGUCACACCCAUUAAGGCUUACAUCCGACCCACUGCUGCUCAGCCUGCCGUAGAGACGGUGUCCUCUUCUUCAGAAGGCACGGAAACGGGAGCAGAUAAAGAUUCUGUGUCAGAGGGCUAUCAGUCGCAUAACCCACCUCCCUGUGACGGAGACUCCUCGGCCACGCCCAUCUCAGAGGGAGACAUCCCUGGGCAGUUCACACGUGUCAUGGGAAAAGUGUGCACACAGCUGCUGGUUUCCAGACCAGAUGAAGAGAACAUAAGUUGUUAUCUUCAGCUCAUUGAGAAGUGUCUAACACACGAGGCUUUUACCGAGACUCAUAAGAAAAGGUUGGUUUCCUGGAAGCAGCAGGUUCUCAAACUGCUACGCCUGUUCCCUCGCAAAGCUAUGAUGGACAUGCCCAUGUACCGACAGAAAGGUUGGACGUACGGGUCCAACUCCCUUCCCACAGCAGGCUCUGUGAGCGGGGCUGCUGUGCGGCGAGGGCAGAGGCAGUUUCAGAUGACCCCUCGUGGACUUCCAGCUGCACGCAUCAAUCUUCUGAGUCCUGGUGGGAUUGGAGGAACAUCUCCACGCCACACACUAACCAAUCCUGUGCUGGCAGGCCAGGGUAGACAGAACUUGUGGUUUGCCAACCCUGGGGGUAGUAACAGCAUGCCAAGCCAGAGUCGCAGCACUGUGCAGCGAACCCAUUCACUCCCCGUACACACCUCCCCUCAAACCAUGCUCAUGUUCCAGCAGCAAGAAUGCCAAGUGCCAGGUACUGACUUGGAAAUCAACCCCACGCUGGAGUCACUCUGCCUCAGUAUGACAGAGCAUGCCUUAGGAGACGGGUCAGACCGGACAUCAACAAUAUGAACAUAAGAAAUAAAAAGUCCACCUCAUGUGAGACCUGACCAGAUCCUUAUAACCCAGCACAAAGAUGAAACAUAUGCUUCGGAUAACCAGGCAGAACAGUCACUACAAAAUGGAAAAAAAAAAUGUGUAUAUGUUCUAAUAUUUUUGUACUUUAUUGUAUACAACUAAGUUUAAAAUAGAAUACAGAUGAUUAUUAUAUUACAGUACAGGGAAAAAGUAAAGGUAAACUGUGCAAAUUGCUCCAUGUCACCUGCAGGACUGUGACAUGAAGUAAAGAGUUUCACUUUUCCCCAGUCUGGCAGGAAAUGUUCGGUCGGUGCUGUUCUCAAGGGGUUCUGCCCAAUAACAUAGGUUUCUUUAUGACUCCCACCUUGAAACAAGCUGUUGUACCAAGAAAACACAACAAAGUGUGUACACUUGUAAUUUCCCUCCAAAAGUAAGACCCUCUUUGAAAUUAUUGUUGAUAUUAGGCACUAAUUUUGACAUGUAGGCUGGGGAUUUAACAAGGACCCUAUCCUAAACAAAAACCAGAUUUGUUCUACAACCAGCGCCAGAGAAAGCCUGUGUUGACUCAUUGGUUCUAUAAUUUAUCUCAAGAUAAUGUUUUUCUGUUGCUGCCAAGGCAAAGCAAACAGCAUUUAAAAAAGGGUCUUAUUUUCACUGAAUCUCGUAUCGUAAAAUCUUGUAUUUUGGUUGAUAUCCUUGAAGAUGUAGUCAAAGGAAAAGUGACUGUCCUCAUCUAAACUUCUACAAAGCCAAAGAGAAAGGGUUUCUUCUCCUUAAAGCUGCAGUGUGCAACUUUUGUCUGUCAAAUUUGUCUGUUUUCUUUUUCAGUUCGGUCUCAGCGCCACCUGUCAUAGGAAGAUAUGUCUAAUUCUAAAUGUACUUUGUGCUGGAAACAUUUAUUUAGUAGCUGAUCAUAACAUGGUGCAGAAAAAUGUAAGAGUCAAAUCCAUUUACUUUUAACAAUUACAUUUGGGUUUUUUGUGUUUGGAGCAAAAGUGCAAAUAUAACUGCAAAGAUGGGAAAUCCAGUACAUUUCAGUUUUAGUGUCAGUGACACCUAUGUAUUUCAAUGAGAGCAUAAAUAAAGUAAAAAAUAAAGUUGUAAAAUUGGUCCUGUGAGUAAGGGCUGCAACUGAAGCACUAUAAUAGGCUACAUAUGAAAUCCAGAGUCUUGCUUUAGCCUUUACUAAUAACCAGUUCAGUGCUCGGCUGGUUUUGGGAGUAACAAAGCGUGGUUUAAGAAUGAGGUUGAUUCUUAAUCAGAACCAAGAAUUAUUUCACAGAACCCUGGGUACAGUCACAGUCUUUGACUGUUCUCCCGUGGAACAUAAUGUCAGUUUGUUACAACUACAUAUUGAUGAAACCUUGACAAUGUAGGUUAAAAGUAAAUGGGAAAAUGCUGUUCAAGUUCAACACCACUGUCAGGUAGUUAUGUGGCCAGUGUCCAACUGGGGAUUCAAACCUUAAACCCUUCAAAAACGUUGCUUCCAAAAGCAGUCCAAUCUGUUACAGUUGUGUUCCUGGACCUCUCAUUUACCUGUUAUGUCUGUGCAGCUUAUGGGUUCAAAAGGUGCCCUCUACUUGUACUGUUCAGUUGCUGCACCUUUAGCACGCCUUGGCAAUGGAAAUUACACUGACAACGUUCAAACCGACUUCAUAUUGCAUUCUAAAGUUUUAUUUUCCUGUAGCAUUUUAGCCACUUAACUCCUAGCACAACAGUGCUCUUGUGUUUCAUCCUUGUUUUUACAGCCUGGACAUGGAAACGGAAAUAUUUCCUUCUCAAAGUGUGAAAAAAUCUUUAAUUACGAAAACUGAAAGUCUAUGGAACAUUUUUUUGGAAACACAUUGGAAUGUAGUUUAAAAGGUGACAUUCAUUUUAAUCCAAAAGAUUCACACUGCAGCUUUAAUAUGAGAAGUAACGAGAAAGAUACAGAAUGGUAUACUUAUGUUUUUUUUAAUGCAGUUUGAAGAAUAUUUGUCAACUGCAAUUUUUCCCUGUUUUUUUUUGUUUGUUUGUUUGUUGUUGUUUUUUUUGCCGUACUACAUAAAUGAUGAUGAAUCUCAUUUUGUGCCAAGGAAUCCCUGUUGUGAUAAAAGGCUGCUGUUGUUUGUGCUGUGCAUGAGCUGUUUUGAUAUAACAUUAGACAAGAGUGGAGUGUUUGAAAUAUUCACUCUCUUACUAGGUGAGCCUGUGGGCCCCCUCGUCAACGGCUUUGAGAAAACAAACGUUGACGUAGAGGUGGUGAAAUGCUCAGGUGCACAGCACUGCUCGCCCUCAGAUGGCCAAAGUGAUGAUUUGAUGACUCAUUCUCUCAAGGUGCUUGACAGUGUACACAUUUUUUUGUUUGUGUCUCGACGUGUUUCAGUCUCAGUACCUGAACAUUAUCAUGUGGUUGUCAGUGUUGAAUUGAAAAAGUCUUAUACAGCCUCUGUCUUUGAAUGUGGCAGAGCCAGCCUGGUGGUGCGUGUUCUGUGAAAUAUGCUCCUAACUUUGCGAAUCACUCAUGAGGCAGGGAUAUACACUUUCAUUUUUAUGCCAUCGCAGCCAUAGGAGAGCAUUCUUGUUUUAGAAAUGAUUCUUCACAAAUAUCUUUUCCUCUUUUUGUUUUCCUCUCCUUUGAUAUUGAUGUUUUGCUUAUUUUCUAUAACCCAGCACUGUUAGAGAUAGACAGAGUUUGGUGGCAGAAAUCUUGCAACUUAAAUGGUUGUUUAUAACACCUUACUGUCACUGUUUACAUCUGUCAGUUCAAGUAAUGUGAUGCUACGAAAUCUUCCAUCUCACAGUUUAAAAUGGUUGAAAAAACAGACCUAAGCCCUCUGACAGAAACGUUGGUUGGGUAGACUCUGACCAGGGGUGUCACUUUUGUCCAAGUUUAGAUAUCAGUUUGCAAAAAACGACAACAACAAAAAGAGAGUUUAUACUUCAUGUAUUGAAACUUUCCAGUACAACUACAUACACGAUAAAUGCAGAACUUCAUGUCAUCUGUUGGGGGUUGCUGAGAGAUCAGCUUGGAUGUUCCCUUUGCUUAUCAGUUAAAGAAGACAGUGAUCCUAUAAUUGUUAUUUACAGUUUACAGCUAAAGCUUAACAAUACUGGGAUGAAACGAUCUGCUUCUUAACUACAUUCUACAGAACUUAAAAUCGUCCUUUUCCUGAGCUGCCAUCUCUAAUUGGUCAAUUGUUACACAUCAUUUCUUCUGAGACACCAUGAAUGUGUGCUUUGUUUUAUUGAGAUAAAAACUCAUUGGAUUUAAACACAUGACCACAUUCUUUUCAUUAAAAAAAAUCUCCAUUUCUAUUAACCAUACCUUAUUCUUAGUAAAGAGAACAACAGGACCCGGAAUCCCUAGUUUUUGCACAUUAUUGUUACUUUUUGACACUUUCUUCUGCCUACUAGUGCAAAUAUCCUGAUCGUUGUAAGGUACGUCACGUAAAAUUCAUUGAAACUUGUUUGUUUUUUUUUCUCUUGGUAAAGUGACAGUUCUGACCAUUUCUACCCUGACCUGCAAAAAUGGACAUCUAUUGAGUCUAUGAAGGUUUUUUUUUUUUUUUGCGAGGGGUUCAAAUGACACCUGACCUUUUCUUCAUGCAUGCAUGUGAUUAAACUGUUUGCUGUUGUGUCCCCCAAAAAAUGUGCAUGUAGUUGUGCCAGAAAUGCCAUACGAUCCAGAUGUCUCACUAAGGUGGUCUUGAGUAGUCGUGGAUUUCUUCAGAGCAGGCUCUUGGAUUGAUCUGACUUACUGAAAGCAUCACACUCCUGUCCACACAUGGCUCUGUUAAUACUUUUAAAACCUCUGUAGUUUAGGCACAGUCUACUGAAAUACACAGGGGUACCGUUGCAACAGAUUUCUGUAGAGUGGCAGCAUAGGGUGAUGAUGCUUAUCUGAGCCACAAAUGGUGUGAUUGUGAGUAAACUGAACACUAACAGGCCCAGGAUACGUUUACACCAUGUUUACAUUCCAGUGACACAUGAGACUGAGUAAGAGAAAUGCACUUCAUUUUACCCUGGUGUAUUUUUUUAACACACACAAGCUUCCACCGGGUGGUACAGAGGGUGCAUGGUAAAUUGAUAUACCUACCAAGUGGCUCGGAGAUCACAUCCAUGUCCCUGCCAGGCUUAAACAUUGAAUUAAUGCAGCCAGCUGCAGGCUAUGUUACAUAUGUUUGUCUUGUUAAAUUUCUAUUUAAUUCUAAUGACUUCCCAUCUAAUAUUUUCUAAUAUUUUAUGAACCUUUUGCAUCCCAUGCUUACACUCUACUUUUUUUACUGUUGUGAAUGGUCUAAGUGCAGCAUCUGCCAUUUUGAGAGUCCAAAAUAAAAAGAAAGGUUCACUUCUUUGCAA